AUGGAAGGAGUUGACGGGAUUAUGGUUCGUCGUAGCGUUCCAUCAGAUCAUAGCUGCCUUUUUAGUGCAAUCGGAUAUGUAAUGGACCAUGACAGAAACAAGGCAACUGAGCUACGACAGGUUAUUGUUCAAAAGGUUGCAAGUGACCCAACAAAGUAUACAGAGGCAUUUCUCGAAGUGUCAAAUGAAGAAUAUUGUUCCUGGAUUCAAAACUCUAAUACCUGGGGAGGAGCCAUUGAGUUAUCCAUCUUAUCGGAAUACUACCAAAAGGAAAUCGCUGCAUAUCAUACCGAUAACGUGAGAUGUUAUGUUUAUGGAGAGGAUCAAAAAUACACUGAAAUGGUUUUGCUAAUUUACGAUGGUCGCCAUUAUGAUGCGUUAGCUAUAUCUCAGGCUUAUGGAGUCUCAGAGGAGUUCGACCAGACAGUAUUUCCCGUACAAGAAGAUAAGAGCAUCGGGCGUGUUCACGAGCUUGCUCUUGACCUCGUCAACGAAGAAGCAAGGAACGAUGGAGAUAUUGGAAAUUGCUCUGUGGAUAUCAUAUUUACACGUGUUGUAUGCGGGAUUGAACUUAUCGGACAAAAGGAAUCUAUGCAACAUGCUGAAGCUACUAAUCAUCUUGAAUUUGUUGAGAAAUUAUAGAUAAAUGUGUGGAGUUUGAGAUUGAAUAUUAAAUAAACAUUUUUUGUUCAGAA
This is a messenger RNA of Papaver somniferum (opium poppy), 695 nucleotides long. Its product is annotated as ubiquitin thioesterase OTU1-like. Gene Ontology annotation, cellular component: cytosol; nucleus. The transcript is spliced from 8 exons. The record is from RefSeq and is a predicted model, not a curated record. The coding region runs from base 1 to 642 and encodes 213 amino acids. Gene Ontology annotation, biological process: protein deubiquitination; endoplasmic reticulum unfolded protein response. NCBI's taxonomy places the organism in Eukaryota, Viridiplantae, Streptophyta, Magnoliopsida, Ranunculales, Papaveraceae. Gene Ontology annotation, molecular function: cysteine-type deubiquitinase activity.